Messenger RNA from Penicillium brevicompactum, 537 nucleotides. RefSeq lists its product as uncharacterized. The record is from RefSeq and is a predicted model, not a curated record. Bases 1 to 537 code for a protein of 178 amino acids. Lineage: Eukaryota; Fungi; Ascomycota; Eurotiomycetes; Eurotiales; Aspergillaceae. The transcript has a single exon.
AUGAUCAAAACCUACCACCCCGCCGAAGUCUGCGAAGACUGGCAAGCCAUCACCGACAUGAUUGUUACCCGGUACAACAAAGAAUUGUCAUAUUACGCCUCUGGAAAAAUUGGGUCCAUGCUGCGCUUGCAAACUGAGAUAGAGAGACUGAUGUCUCCGUUCAUUGACUAUGAAAAGCGUGAUACUAACACCGAGAUUGGGCGAUGCGCAACGCAGUUUGUGCCAGCAGUGGCUUUGGAGGAUGAAGGUCUUGCCGGAAAGGCUGUUUACGGGGUUGCAGAGAAGAUUUGUGCAACCCUGUAUCAGGCUCAGAGUCAAAAGAGCCUCAAAGCGGCUGUUCGGGUUAUCCAAGAACUCGUUGAGUAUUUGGAUUGGACCGUGUGGAAGGAGUGUAAAGGCUGUGACGCACAUGAGAUUUGUGUCAUUCCCAUUUGGCCGAUGGGGACAGUGGAGGACUAUGAGCACCCUAAGUGUAAAGAUGCCGAUGAUGCUUAUGGGGAAGGUGGAGAGAGUUACUGGGGCGGUUUCCGCCAUUGA